AUGGCAUCCGUCGGAGCAAUCCACGGAGCCAACAUGUACGCCUGGCUUUCCGAGGCCAUCGCAGAGUCCAACAGUUCCCGCCAAUCGGGCGUGACUCAGGCCAUUGAGCUGACUCCUGCCUCGGAGCGCAAUGCCGAGAUGUCAACUAACAAAGAGACUUUGGUCAAUACUGGCAUUCAAGCCUCUGUUGAGAAUCCGGCCCUGAUCAAGAACGAGGCUGGCGCUGAGACCGUGAAGGCAGUUAUCGCUCCGAUCACAUCUGGCACUGAGAUCAAGAUGGCUAUUGAGACCACUUCCCAUACUUCGACCGAAGUCAACAAUCAGUCCAAUGUCAGCACUGAGGUCAAUUUCACUCCUGAAGCCAACAUUGCUACUCUCACUACUGUCAAUCAGGCCACAGUCGAGACUCAAUCCUCCAUUGCUACCAAGAUCACAACUGUCGCUCCUGACACUUUGACUUCUUCCAAGGCUCAGCCCAAGACCGUCACUGAGACAGUCACUGAGACAGUCACUGAGACCACCGUCGGCACUGACAUUACAGCUGCUGCUCCGAAGACCGUCACUCCGUCUGAAGCUACUUUGGCUGAAGGUACUUCGACUGAAGUUAUCAAUUCGACCGAAGUUGUCAAUCCAACCAACAAUACCACCUCAUCCAAAGCCACCAUCUCCUCUCUCACCGAUAUGGCUACCACCCCCGCCAUAACCUACACCCGCCACCUCGCCUCAAUCCGGCGCAUCACCUCCGUAACCUACCUCCCCCCCUCCUCCUCCUCCUCCUCCAACGACAACACCAACAGCGCCAUAGCCCGCGUCGACGGCUGGACAGUCCGCACCUCCCAAUCUGCCUCCAUCACGACCCACAGCCUGGGUCUCCUCCUCGAAGUCGACUCCUUCCUCCCCUGCCGCAUCUUCGACUCCUCGUUUUCCGUGGUCGGCCCCCUGACGGAAUUCGAAGGGGAGCUUGGGUAUCGCGUGGCGACGUAUAAGAUGAGGGUUUUUGGGAAAGACAGGGUUAUACAAGGGUACUUGUUUGCGUUGGAGGAUUUUCCGGGGGUCAAGGAGAGGUUGGAGGAGUUUGUGGAGAGGAAUGAGGAGAUGGGGGAGGAGGAGGUGUUGAGGGAGGUUGGGGGGUGGGAGUUGGAUGGGGAGUUGGGGGUUCGGAAGUGGGUUAAUUAUGAUGAGGAUGGGGAUGAGGAGGACAAUGGCAGGGAGGUGUUGGUGGAGAGUGAGGAUGAGGAGGAGAAUAAGCUUGUGCAGGAGAUUAUGGAGAAGGAGGACAAGGGCCCGAGGGAACCGUCGCCGUUGGAAGUGAUCAAGGAGUUGAUGCGAAAGAUUCGGCAGCAGGGUCUCGACCAAGGUGAGGGUGUGGCGAACAAGGGCAAGGAUGUCGUCGUCAAAGACACGACGGCCGACGAGGUGGUGAACCCGGAUUCACCCAAGGUCACCAAGACCAAAGCCGUGACCGUGACCCCCAUCACGCACAAGACCGCCGUCCUCGCCGCGUCGGCCGCGUCAGCCUCCAUGCCCGCGGCAUCGGUAUCCUUCCCCGCGUCCGCACCCACCCCGUCGCCCGCGCAAGUGUCAUCCGGUCCCGUGGCGACAAAACACGCCGACCCGCCAGCCUUCAUCCCGCGCACCGACAUGUCGCGGAUGCAAAACUGCCCGCACCUGUUCGUCUCCGAGAAGUACCGGGAUUACAUCUUCCAGGAGACGCAGAAACUCGAUGGCGCGACCAUCUCCAUCUACUUUGUCAAGCACACCACCCCCGGCGUCGCCGGCACCGACAAUCUCCCGUUGCUGCCGUCCCCGACCAGCACCGACCCAGCCGACGCCCUCGUCCACCACGCCGUGCACCCCAACGGCCGUCUUGGUGUGUGCAGUCAGCGCCGGGACAUCCUCCCGCACUUGCUAAUGCCCUCGUCUGCUCGCGUGCAGAGGGUCUACUGGACGACGGUUAUCAACUCCGGGCUGACCAAGAUCCUCCCGCUUCUCAACAAAAAUAUCGUCAUCCAAGCGGAGCUGGUGGGUUCCUCAAUCCAGGGCAACCCACACAACUACCCCGAAGGUCAACACGAACUCUUCGUCUUUUCCAUGGCCGAGUUCACGCACAAUAAUCCGAAGCGCAAUAACGCAGAGCCGCCGAGACGGAUUCAUCCGAGGCAGGUGGAGAGGUUUGCGGCCGAGUUUGGGGUCAAGCACGUGCCGGUGGUCGGGUAUCAUACGUUGUGGUCGAUUGCGAAGGAUAGGGAGGGAUUGAUGAGGCGGGCGGAGGAACGGGAGGGGGAAGAGGGAUUGGUGUUUAAGAAUGUUACGACGGGACUGUGGUUUAAGGUUUUGUCCCGGGAGUAUAUCAUUAGGUUUGGGGAUGAGAUGCGGGCGAGGGCGGCUGCGCAGAAUGGGGGGAGGAAGAAGAAGGGGAAGGGGAAGGAUGUCGAGGGGACGUGGUUGGAGGGGAUUAAGGGGGAGUAUUUGGUGAAGCCUGAGGCUGUGGCUAAGGUUGUUGAGAAACCUGCGUUGAAGCCCGAGACCAAAAAGGUUUGUCUCGAGGACACCAUUGCUCAGCACCAUGCCAAGGCUAUGGCAAAGCUUGUUGUUGAGGAGAACACCAAGAUCGAGAUGGAGACCAAGGAGGUUGAGCAGACCGCCAAAGACACCGUCGAGCAGGUCACCGAGACCAUCACCAAGACCAUUGCUGAGACCAUCACGGGUACAACCACCGAAGCCUCCAACGGCUCAGAGACUCCCAAGAGCACCGAAUCCUCCGAGACCACUAACUCCGUCGAGGUUACCAAGACUCUCGAACGUAUUACGGAGACAGCCGAGACUAGCAUCGCGGCCGAAACCAUGGCUCGCAAACUCACCACUGACCUCGUCCAGGAAGAGAACAAGAACAAGACUCCCAACACCGAGGUCACCGUCUCUAUCCAGAAGCAGUCCACCGCCAUCGACAGUGUCCAACCUAAAAACAAGACUCCCAACAACACCGAGGAGACCAAUCCCAUCACUGCCGAGAACCACACCAACACCUCCGCAGAGAACCCCCUCGUUCCGCCCCCCCGCCGCCCAACCACAGCCGCGGCCGCCUUCGCCUACCGGAUCGCCGCCAGCCCUCUCCUCUUCGCCGAGCUAGCCUCCGCGCUCAGCGCUCUGUCCAUCUCGCUAGUCGACCAUCGCCAGCCUACCCAGGUCUCAACUCAGGCCGAGCAGGCGGAGCAAGCCCAAACCAUAACCCUCACCAACCCCGACGGCACAACCACAAGCUACAUCCACCGCCCUGUCCUCCCCACCCCCGAGGAGAUCGCCGGGGUCCGAUACAUCGGCGCGAAUCUGCACGAGUGCAUGGCCCGCGACCGAUGGCUUCGGGAGCGGAUGCUGGAGUGGGCGAGGGGGGCGCCGGAGUGGGCAAAAAAGUAUUGUCCUUUUAUUGUGUUUCUUGAUGAUGGGAGGGUUGGGUUUGAUCCGGGUCGGUUUGCUGGGGUGGUGGAUACUUAUCAGAGGGGGAAUGAGGGGGAUGAGGGGGACCGUGAGAACGGGGACAGUGAGAACGGGGACAGUGAGAAUGAGGAGGAAGAGGAUACCAACUCAGUUCAGGAGGUGGUCAUGAUGGACGAGGAGCCGAUGGAGGAGGUUUCAAUGGACAUGGAUAAUGACGGUUCUGAAGAGGAGGACACCUCCGAGGCGGAAGACGCGCCGACUCCCUCGCCCACUGCUGCCUCCCCGCGUUGGGCCAACCAGGCUUUGAUCGACUGGCUUGGUGUUGAGGGUUUUGGUCUUUGA
Dichotomopilus funicola is the source of this 3777-nucleotide messenger RNA. RefSeq lists its product as uncharacterized. Lineage: Eukaryota; Fungi; Ascomycota; Sordariomycetes; Sordariales; Chaetomiaceae. The transcript has 2 exons. The record is from RefSeq and is a predicted model, not a curated record. Bases 1 to 3777 code for a protein of 1258 amino acids.